Molecule: messenger RNA, 2235 nt
Organism: Rotaria socialis
Lineage: Eukaryota; Metazoa; Rotifera; Eurotatoria; Philodinida; Philodinidae
Source: the annotation of a GenBank genome assembly
AUGAAUUUAACUGUUCCAUUAUCACCAACUUCGUCUGGUUUUCAUCGGUCUCAUUCUGAUCGUGAUCUGUUAGCUGUUGAACGUCGAUUAACUCGUGCUCGUCUAAACAGUUCAUCGUCAUCAUCGAAUCUAGCCUCGUUAUCAACAACUAGCACUUCUAACACAACAUCAUCACCCUCACAUUCAGGUUCAUUAUCAGCAUCCGUAUUUCUUCCAUGGGAUCGUUUACACAAAUGGUUCUAUGGUAUUGCUAUUGUAACAUUUGAUCUUGAAUUAGGACAAUCUAUCGAGUUACUUCUACCAAGUCAUUGUAAAUUAACAGACAAAGAAAAAUUAAACUUAUCUUAUUUAUCAUUUCCUGAUACGAAUUCAACAAGUCUCGGUGACUUUCAAUAUCAUUUUCGUAUGAAUCAUGAAUCAUCAAAUUUAACCGUAGAUCAUCAAUAUUAUAAUUCAAUUGUCCCACCAGCAUUACAAAUUGAUCAUAAUUCAUUAUUUGGUUAUGUUAAUUUUCGUCAAAUACGUGAUAAAAAUAUACCACGAGGAUUUUUUCAAAAAUCAUUUGUUAUUUUAUCGAAAUUACCGUUUAUUUCGCUUUUUUUAAAAAUUGUUCAUCGACUUGCUAUAAACUAUUUCGAACAUGGCCUAACAAGUUUAGAAUCAUGUUGUCAUUUAAUGGAUUGUCAAUGGCCAGAACCUGAGCCUGGAAAGACGUUAUUAUUACCGUUAUUAGAUAAUGUUCUUCAAGUACGCAUUCCGACACAUGGUGACAAACCAUUUUCAUCAUCAGAUCUUGUUCAAUUUCGUUCCAUCGUUCAUGAAACAAUGAAUAAUCAGAAUCAUAGUCAUUCAUUUAAGUUUCCUAUAGAUGAUGAUAUUGAUAUUGAUACACCAUCAAAAGAUUCAUCUGGACAUAAUGAAAGUAAAAAUAGCAAUAAACCUGUUGAAUAUGUAAAACAAAAUGAACAACAACAGCAACAAUUGCCAUACUUAAUACCAUUGGUAUAUGAUGUUAAUACGUAUCAAUCAUUGUUAUGUGUUUUAAAUCAUAUUCAACUUUUAUGGGAAUUAGUUUUACUUAAUGAACCAAUUGCAAUUGUUGGGAAUUUUCCAACAAAAUGUUCACAAACUGUUCAAGCGCUUGUUCAUAUCAUAUGGCCAUUACGAUAUGCAAAUAAUUACCGUCCAUUUUUUACAAUUCAUAACAGUGAAUUCCAUGAAAUCACGUUUAAUUCUUCACUGAAAUCCUCAUUCUCGCCACCACAAUUUAUCAUUGGUGUUACAAAUCCAUUUUUUGCUAAACUUAUUCAUCAAUGGCCACACAUAAUUCGUGUAGAUGACGAUCAGCAAGGCAAGCCAAUUAAAAAACGUGAAAAUUUUCUUCUUGUAGAACAUGAUGAAGAUAAUCUAUCUGUUAAUGAAUUAGAAGAUAGUAUUGAAUUAUCAUCAUCACCACAAGCUCCAAUUAAAGUGAAAAAGAAGAUUUCAACAAACAUCAAACCAUAUAAACCUACGAGUACAUUAAACGAUAAGUCGUCACAUUUAACAUUUGUUAAGAAAGCUGGUUUAUAUACAAAAUAUAGAUCAUACCUACAGCGUGAUAAAGUAAUAUUAAGAAAACUUCAAUCGACAAAUAGUAACCAACGGCCUGAUACAGUACAAAAUACGUUACUGCGUCGUUUUUUUCUUGAAUUAACACAAAGUUUUAUCAUACCACUAGAACGUUAUUUUGCGAGUCUCUUACCAUUACGAAAAUAUUAUCAAGCCAACCGUGAACCGCCAACAAUAAAGGAAUUCGAUAACGAAGAAUUUCUCAAAACACUUGAUCAGUAUGGGCCACAAUUAACAUCUGGUUUAAAAGGUGAUUGGAAAGAAUUAUAUAAACAUUUUCUAUCAACACCCAAUUUUCGCCUUUGGUUAUCACAUCGGCGGCUAGAAGCUAAUGCAAAGAUAUAUUCAUUAUAUAUUGAAAAAAUAGCAUAUUGCCGUUUGGAACAAGAUUUAAAUAUAUCUCAAUUAACAGAAAUAGAAUUAAUUGAUUUAGUUAUUAAAUUUAAAGAUUUAAUCCAACGAAUAGAAACAAAACAUGAUGAAUUAUUAAUCAGAAUUGAUCAGAAAUUAAAGUGUGAUUAUUUAGAAAAAUUAAAAAUAAAAAUGAAAAUUAUUAUUGAUGAAAAUUUAUCUGAAGAUAUGAAAAUAUUAUUUAAUAAGCCUUCAAGACUUUCUUCAUCUUAA